UUGUGCCGGAGUAGAAGAGGCAACGUGAAGCCCCUGGGGAAGCUGCAGGCUUUGAUUCUCCCUGUCAGGACUCAUCCCGUCGACCGCCACCAUGCCUUUUGGAAACACCCACAACAAGUACAAGCUGAAUUUCAAGCCGGAGGAGGAGUUCCCCGACCUCACCAAGCACAACAACCACAUGGCCAAGGUCCUCAACCUGGACAUCUACAAGAAGCUGCGUGACAAAGAGACCCCCAGCGGCUUCACCCUGGACGACUGCAUCCAGACCGGUGUGGACAACCCAGGCCACCCCUUCAUCAUGACCGUUGGCUGCGUAGCUGGGGACGAGGAGUCCUACGAUGUCUUCAAGGAUCUCUUCGACCCCAUCAUCUCAGACCGUCAUGGUGGCUACAAACCCACCGACAAGCACAAGACUGAUCUGAACCAUGAGAACCUGAAGGGUGGAGAUGAUCUGGACCCCAACUACGUGUUCAGUAGCCGUGUACGGACUGGCCGCAGCAUCAAGGGAUACACCCUCCCACCACACUGCAGCCGUGGGGAGCGCCGUGCCAUAGAGAAGCUCUCCAUCACUGCCUUGAACAGCCUGGCAGGAGAGUUCAAGGGCAAGUAUUACCCCCUGAAGGACAUGACGGACGCUGAACAGCAGCAGCUUAUCGACGACCACUUCCUCUUUGACAAGCCCAUCUCCCCUCUCCUGCUCGCUUCUGGCAUGGCCCGCGACUGGCCCGACGCCAGAGGCAUCUGGCACAACGACAACAAGACCUUCUUGGUCUGGGUCAACGAGGAGGACCACCUCCGUGUCAUCUCUAUGCAGAAGGGUGGCAACAUGAAGGAAGUCUUCCGGCGUUUCUGCGUUGGGCUGCAGAAGAUUGAGGAGAUCUUCAAGCAAGCCGGCCACCCCUUCAGCUGGAACGAGCACCUGGGCUACGUCCUGACCUGCCCCUCCAACCUGGGCACCGGCCUGCGUGGGGGCGUCCACGUGAAACUGCCCAACCUCAGCAAGCACCCCAAGUUCGAGGAGAUCCUCACGCGCCUCCGCCUGCAGAAGCGUGGCACAGGUGGUGUGGACACCGAGGCCGUGGGUGCUGUGUUCGACAUCUCCAACGCCGACCGUCUGGGCUCUUCCGAGGUGGAACAAGUUCAGCUGGUGGUUGACGGCGUGAAGCUCAUGGUGGAUAUGGAGAAGAAGCUGGAGAAAGGCCAGGCCAUCGACGACAUGGUCCCUGCUCAGAAGUGAGAGCGCCAUCUCUUAGCCCUGACAGCCCCAUGCGGACUGGGGCUCGGACUCCGGGGGGGUGACCCCAA
This is a messenger RNA of Euleptes europaea (tarantolino), 1305 nucleotides long. It is a transcript of the gene CKM, whose product is annotated as creatine kinase, M-type. The coding region runs from base 92 to 1237 and encodes 381 amino acids. The record is from RefSeq and is a predicted model, not a curated record. The transcript has 8 exons. NCBI's taxonomy places the organism in Eukaryota, Metazoa, Chordata, Lepidosauria, Squamata, Sphaerodactylidae. Gene Ontology annotation, biological process: phosphocreatine biosynthetic process. Gene Ontology annotation, molecular function: creatine kinase activity.